Molecule: messenger RNA, 770 nt
Organism: Prosopis cineraria
Lineage: Eukaryota; Viridiplantae; Streptophyta; Magnoliopsida; Fabales; Fabaceae
Product: ethylene-responsive transcription factor ERF014-like
Exons: 1
Coding region: 1-630 (209 amino acids)
Biological process (GO): regulation of DNA-templated transcription
Molecular function (GO): DNA-binding transcription factor activity; DNA binding
Source: RefSeq, a predicted model, not a curated record
AUGUGUUACAGGAUGCAGACAUCGUCAGCAUCAUCAGAUGGGAAGAAGAGGUACAAGGGAGUGAGAAUGAGGAGCUGGGGAUCAUGGGUUUCAGAGAUUAGAGCACCGAACCAGAAAACAAGAAUAUGGUUGGGAUCUUAUUCAACCCCGGAGGCUGCAGCCCGAGCCUACGAUGCUGCACUUCUAUGCCUCAAGGGUUCGUCAGCUAAUCUCAACUUCCCUUCAAGUUCUUCACAAUACAUUCCUCAAGACAAUGUCAUGUCUCCUAAAUCAAUCCAAAGAGUUGCUGCAGCUGCUGCAAAUAGUUUUUCUGACAAUGCCACAACCCCACCUUCUCCGCCCCCUGCCUCCGCCUCGACCUCCUCAUCCUCACUCGUCUCGUCCCCAUCAAUGUCCUCCGAUCAAAUCGAUGAUGAUGUCUCACUAAUCUCAUCAUUUGGGGCCUACGCUAGUUAUGAUCAGACUAAUGAACCAGUCUCUUUGAUGGACUCUUGGUAUAGCUUUGAUGAUUUGCAAUCUCCCAAGUAUGUGAAUCAAAUGCUCGGUGGUAAUUUGUUUGAUAUUGAUCCAACCCAGCUGCUCGAUGAUUUUUGCGAGGAAAGUGAUAUUCGUUUGUGGAGCUUCUGCUGAGAUAUAAAUAUAUAUAUAUAUGCAGGCCAAAACCCGAUUCUUUUUUCUUUACAGAUUGAUAUUCGUUUGCCUUCAGUGCUACAUGUUGAAGCUGAGAUAUAUUACAUUGCUGACUGUGACCAAAUUAAAUUUUCAUUUAU